Molecule: messenger RNA, 1253 nt
Organism: Manis pentadactyla (Chinese pangolin)
Lineage: Eukaryota; Metazoa; Chordata; Mammalia; Pholidota; Manidae
Product: histone H3.1
Exons: 1
Coding region: 722-1132 (136 amino acids)
Cellular component (GO): nucleosome
Molecular function (GO): protein heterodimerization activity; structural constituent of chromatin; DNA binding
Source: RefSeq, a predicted model, not a curated record
UUUCCUGAAUGCACCUAUACUGUAAGCCUUGACCGAGGCUAGCCGUACAGGAGAGUGAAUGGCUAGAGAAGGCGCUGCCUUAGCUCUUAACUGGACGUUUGGGAAAGUUCGGAAAAGACAGUGCAGCCUCACAUUUGGGAAAAUGAGUAAAGUGAAGCUGGAUUAAGUCAAUCAUUUUAACGCUGACGAUACUAACACCCACAUCGUCUCCAUCCAGAUUCAAGUUUUUAUUAAAACUACUUAAUGUCCUUGACAGUGCUUUGUAAAUGGAGCAUUUUCUCAAUUGUCCAUAAUCGUGCCACACCCAAGAAAGUUAUCAUUUUAGAUGCAGCCCAUAAGUAAAUUUACCUAAGCAUCUCCAAAAUACCUGAUUGCUCUUUUUUAAAGAAUCCACUGGAGUUUCUGCUUUGCUUUUUUAGACUACCUUUCAAUAUAGACUUCAGAAGCUUUCAGUGAACGACAGAGAUCCGGAACUCCUCUACUAGGUUAAGAGUAAAUAAUAUGACGUCAGAGGGGAGACAGUGAACGGCAGGGUUCGGGAUUCAUUCACCAACGGGAAAGCAGCUCUUAAUCCGGGCCAGGCACAUAGAUGGUCCAAUCCGGAGAGGACGCGGGGACUUUUGAAUGUUCUUGGGCCCAAUAGUCAGUGAUCUUGCUGUAUAAAAAGAAAGGUUCUUUACUCCUCACUGGAGUUCCUAAAAACAUCCCGUGAUCUUUUAAUAUGGCUCGGACGAAGCAGACGGCUCGCAAGUCCACCGGCGGUAAGGCCCCGCGGAAGCAGCUGGCCACCAAGGCGGCACGUAAGAGCGCGCCGGCCACGGGCGGCGUGAAGAAGCCCCACCGCUACCGGCCCGGCACGGUGGCGCUGCGCGAGAUCCGCCGCUACCAGAAGUCUACCGAGCUGCUGAUCCGCAAGCUGCCGUUCCAGCGGCUGGUGCGCGAGAUCGCGCAGGACUUCAAGACCGACCUGCGCUUCCAGAGCUCGGCCGUGAUGGCGCUGCAGGAGGCGUGCGAGGCCUACCUGGUGGGCCUCUUCGAGGACACCAACCUGUGUGCCAUCCACGCCAAGCGUGUUACCAUCAUGCCCAAGGACAUUCAGCUGGCGCGUCGCAUCCGUGGGGAGAGAGCUUGAAUUGUUGACUGUACGGUGUGAUAUCCCUAAACCCAAAGGCUCUUUUCAGAGCCACGUAAGUAUUUCUAUGAAAGUAGCUGUGACAUUUUAGGUCUCCUUGGCCCCUAAACGGAAGUAGUGA